This is a messenger RNA of Oppiella nova, 1176 nucleotides long. The record is from the annotation of a GenBank genome assembly. NCBI's taxonomy places the organism in Eukaryota, Metazoa, Arthropoda, Arachnida, Sarcoptiformes, Oppiidae.
GUCAUAGUUACUCAAAUGUCACCUGUUUAAUUAUGAUAAAUAACUUUAUAUACAUUGUAUUUUGAAAGAAUAUUCAAGUUAUAAAUGUUACAUUAAAAUAAGUCAAAAAUUUAAAUAAAAUAAAAAGUAGUUUCAAAACCCAAGACAAUGUCUCAAACAAAUACAAAUCAAACAAUUCCUAAAUACAUACGAUUCCUAUUUGGGGGAACCGCGGGAAUGCUGGCCACGUGUUUCGUACAGCCUUUCGAUCUCAUCAAAAAUCGGAUGCAAUUAAGCGGCGAAGGCCGUAAGGGAAAGGAGUUUAAGACAAGUUUUCACGCCAUCCGAGCGGUCGUCAAGAAUGAGGGCGUCGGCGGUCUAUACGUGGGUCUGUCGGCCGGCCUCUUACGACAGGCCACGUACGCGACCGUCCGGUUAGGCAUCUAUUCGUCGCUUUUCGAGAAAGUGAGCGCAGAUUACGGAAAACCUCCCGGUUUUAUGGGAAAGGCUGUCAUCGGUAUGAUUGCCGGAGGAAUCGGCGCUUUCGUCGGCACUCCGGCUGAGGUGUCGCUCAUUAGGAUGACAUCCGACGGCCGAUUACCAGCGGCUGAGCGCCGCAACUAUACCAAUGUGUUCAACGCCCUGAGCCGUAUCACGAGGGAGGAGGGGGUGCUGACCCUAUGGAGGGGUUGCGUACCCACCAUAACCCGGGCAAUGGUGGUGAACGCCGCCCAAUUAGCCUCGUAUUCGCAGUCAAAGCAAACCCUACUGUCGACCAAAUAUUUUAGCGAUAAUAUUAUGUGUCAUUUCAUGGCGUCUAUGAUAUCCGGGUUAUUCACGGCCGGGGUGUCGAUGCCCGUCGACAUCGCUAAGACAAGACUACAGAAUAUGAAAAUAAUUGCCGGAAAGCCUGAGUAUAAGAACGCAUUCGAUGUGAUCGCACGCGUGGUUCGCAAUGAGGGAGUGUUGGCGCUGUGGAAGGGAUUCACGCCAUACUAUGGACGGGUGGGUCCGCACACAGUACUGGCCUUUAUAUUCCUGGAACAGGCGAACCAGUCGUACAAACGGCAUGUCCUCCACGACUACUCCGGUGGCGGCGGACUCUAGACCUCUAGACAUACUGUGACAUUGUAUAUGAAUUUUAAAAACUAUAACAUUAUUAUCAAAUUUGUCAUAAUAUAGCGACUAAAUUGCGAG